GUCAAAGUUUAUGUACAACAAACACACAACAUACAACACCCAGAAUCUAACUGUAAGCUAGAGCAUAAUUAGUGCACAUGUCUCGUGAUGCAUCGUUCCUCGAUUCAUGAAUCAUCAUCGGAUGCCGAAGAACUUUCCCACACCGAUUAUGAGGAUAACGAUCACACUUCAUAUGAACAGAAACAAGAUGAUAACUGGCAGGAUGAGUACAAUAAAGAACCUAAACAGAAGAUCAAUUCGUUGCCAUAUGGUUAUGCCUCUGAUAAUAGUAAUGAUAGCUUGUAUAACAGAUGCUGGCAGCGAGCGGAACAUUAUGUCCAAGAUUUUAUAAAGGAACAGGAUGCAGCUAAUGAUAAAUUCAAUGAACCUAAAGCUACUUUGUCCAGUCGUCGAAAAAUGCAUGUUCCGAAGUUCGAAGAAGAGAAAACCGAAAAUUAUCAGAGAAUUAGUUCAAGGAAAAGUCAACAAAUUGAUUGCAAUGAUCGUUCAGACACAGAGUCACAAUUGUCGCCAUCCUCAAGUGAUGAGUCGAAAACCUAUAGUCAAGUGUACAGUGAAAUCUUCGAAGAAUCUAAAGCGCGACAGAAGAAGGCUGAAAAAAUCCGCAGAGUCUAUAAUAACAAUAAUAAUCGAACUCAACACUGGGUAGAACAUAUAGGUGAGUAUGAUAUGGAUGAUUGUACUACGGAAGCUUCAGAUCGGAGUGACAAAGAAUCUGAGGAGAACUUUAAGGAAUCGGAAAAUGAGCUUGAUUAUGAAACUCUAAUCAAAGAACAAUUGGAUGUCAUAGAUCAAUAUCAGAAUGAUCCACUUGGCAGUUUUAGAAGCUGCAUUGAGGAAUACAUGUUUAAAAUAGAUAAAGCUCGAAGUGGCAAAGAGAAACAAACUACAAGUGCUAGGCGAUCAGAGGAGAAAACUAAGGAAAGUAAUGCAACUGAUAGAAGCACUCGUUCCAAUUUGAUCAGCAUCAAAUCUUAUGCUCAGAGUCUCGACUCUGAAGGUAAAUCUUCGGAAAGGAACUCAGUUGGAAAAUGUUUGGUGGAUAAUGAUCUUAACGUAAAUUCCACUGAAAUACUGCACUUCGAGCACUGUGAAAUUUACCAUGUUAAGCGACCUAUUAAAGAUCUGGAACCAAGAAAAUUUCAUUCAAAUGAUAACAAGAACAUUCCAAAUGAAGAAAUUUUCUCUAAUCGUAGCAGGUAUUCAUUGGUAAAAGAUUGCAGAGAAUUCUCGAAUAAUGGGGAACGUGAAGACAGAAAGCAGAAUCCGACUACAAACAGUCAAUUCUCAGAUGAGUCCAAUCAAAAUGUAGAAAGAAAUUCAGAACAUUUUGUUGAACAGAUUGAAGAAGAAAAGUCCCAAGAUACAAAUCAGUCUGCAGAUAACUCUUAUCAAUUGGAAGCUAAAAGUUUCGUUGAAGACUGGAAGUCCCAGAGUAAAAUUUCUGAUAUAAGCGAGUCCUCUGAAAAAAAAUCAUAUGAAAGUGAAACUUCAUCAAAUCACAUUAAGGUGCAAAAAUCACUAAGGACUCGACAUAGACUAAACAAAUCUGAAAGGGCUUCCAAUAACAGUCACAAGUCUCAUCAUUUGCCAACAACUUCAAGCCCUAGCAGCAGGAUCCGUAGCCCUUAUGAAGAUAGUUCUGAUAGCACCAAUAACUACUAUUUGAGUAGCAAAAGUUUGACUUCUUCAAGUUCCCAUUCCCAAAACAGCAGCAAAAGAUCUCGUAAUGCAAGAUCUUUAAUAAUCACGCCUAAGACAUAUGAAGAUCGCGCCUGUAGUCCCAUUAAAAUAAAAUCCAGUCGUCAAACCAAUCAGAAGAUAAGAAAACAAAGUGAAAGUGUUGGGGAAUCAGGUGAUACCGAUGAUGAUGAUAAUCAUAAAAUAACUGAGAGUUCCAGUUCCAGUUCAAGUAAAGCUGAGCUAAAGCAACAAUACUCACAGGUAAGUAUAAACAGCGAGGACAAAGGCCUACAAUAUCCCAGCGAUGAUGAGCUGCAAGAUUCAAUAAAAUCCCCAGUAAGCAAUAAGAUGAGUGUACCAUGUUUUAAAGUAUACGAUUUGGAUAAGGCGCUGCUGGAAGUACCCAGUGAUUUAAAAGGUAAUGCGAUCAUGUUUGAUAACGAAGACGAAUUGCUGAACAUAAGUCUGAGCGAUGACGAGUUGCAAAUGCAAGCAAAACUCCAGGCAGCUAUCUUGAGUGACCGCAAGAAAGACAUCAGCUCUCGGAAUAGUAGCUACAACUCAAUUCCGAGUGCGGAUAGAAGUAGCAUUUGUAGCAUUUCCAGCUAUGAGCCAAGUGAGCGAUUCUAUCGUCGCACCCAGGCUGAGGUUGAUGAUGACGACAAUCCGAUUGAAGAUGCUGAUGAUUCUGAGCCGAUGACUUAUAAAAAGCAUGUAUCACGUUUGGCAGAGCGAACACUGCGAGCUUGUACCAACUAUUACAAUGAGGGCAUUAAACUCAAACCGGAGCUGGAUCAGGAACUAAACGAAAAGGUGCAAAUGCUCUAUAACUCGGAAAUGCGAUUUAAUACAGUUAAGAGGCAAAAACAACGAGAUGAUUUACUUAAAGAGUUCAAUGAGAAGCUGCAGCGUCAGCUGAAGUCAAUUGCUCCAAGGUUGCAGUGACAGAUGACAUAGAUUACACACAUCAUACACAUUUUGUGAUUAUAUAUUUUGUAACUGAGAAAAUGUGAUAAAGUUGUGCUUAUCAAAAUAAUGCUCACGAAAUG
This is a messenger RNA of Drosophila innubila, 2732 nucleotides long. RefSeq lists its product as uncharacterized. The transcript has 2 exons. Lineage: Eukaryota; Metazoa; Arthropoda; Insecta; Diptera; Drosophilidae. The record is from RefSeq and is a predicted model, not a curated record. The coding region runs from base 88 to 2628 and encodes 846 amino acids.